AUGGCCAGCGCAUCAGGUGAUGAGAUCCAUGUUGACCACGGCUCAUACGGGAUUUUGUCAUCCUCCUUGCCAAACUCUUCAGACUUUCCUGAUGUCGAAUCAUACAUCGUGCCGGUCACGAACCACCCGUCACUUCCAGGCCCGCCCUUGAACUCGAACGCCACGACCACAACAACAACAACGACCAUCAAAACAGAGACAAAUAUGGAUGGCUCAAAGACCUCGACCACUAUCACGAAUCCGCAGCCUGCCCGAUCCAAAGUCUUCAGAAGAUCGAACUUUGCAAUCCGUCCACCAAGCCCAGAGUUGGGUGAAGGAGAAUGGGCAAUCACUCGUGACGCCAGAGGUCGUCCGAUUCGUGCCAGUCGUAGGAUGGUCACUUCACACAAUGCUCUCGAUUCUGAUGAUGGUGAAGAUGGACUUUCUGACGAGUACGACGAGCACGCUGAACCUGGCGAAGAAGAGCUCAGCGACCUCGAAAUGUCCGUUCCGCAACUGCUUCGCAACAUCCCGGACGCCAAGCUGCGAGCCAGAGUGAGACGGAUCAAUUCACUCUACCCAGAAAGAAGCAUCGAAACGAUCACAAAGGUUGUCGAGAAACACAAAGGCAACGUCAGAGAUGCAUUGACAUAUCUCGAAGAACAUGAAGGACGGCCCAUGUGUCUCGGCAAACGCAAACGAAGUGAAUCGCCGCCAGCAUUGCUACUGGGAGAUGAAGACGACGAUAUCGUUGAUUUGGAUUCGGAAUACAGUGACGAAGAGGCAACUUUGAUUAAUCGGGAGCCAGCUUCGGUCAACGAGGUCGAAGGCAGUGGGAUCUCCCAAGCUCACGAGCACUACUCCAUACAGCUCACGGUCAAUGUUCCAUUGGGUCGUCAGGAGCCAAUCGUCCUUCGCCUUGACCCGAAAGAUCUCAGCGCAGCGAACGGACCUUCUGGUCCCAAGAAAGCCAAGCUAGUGACACCGAAGAAAGCCAAGACACUGAUUGUCAAGCUGUCGAUGAAGUCUGCUGUCAACACAAAGCGACGUUCAAAGAGAUUUGCGAAGAUUAUCAAGACUUUCAAACAGUCGGUCGGCUUCAUGGAUCUUGCUCCAGAACUACGCAACAAGAUCUACCGUGCCACGCUCACCUCGAAGAGCCCUCUACACAUCGGACGGGCAACGAACCUCACGCUGACCGCGGCGCUUCUGCGUGCAAAUCGUCAGAUCUACUCCGAAGCUCGUACCAUCUUGUAUUCGGAGAAUCGCUUUUGCAUUGAACGCCGCUCGAUUCGACACGGAUCCUUUUGGGACCCGGACUGGAAAGAGGCCGGAUUCGGUCCAGCUCGGAAAUUCAUCAAAAUCAUCGGUCCGAAAAACAUCGCUCUCAUCCGUCAACUGUCCUUCAAUCUCGAAGAUGCACUUCCCGGCUUGAGCCCGCCCGAUUCCACCGCAGAGAAGCGUCGCUUUGUGCACGAUGAAAACCUCAUCUCGAUCCUUCGCAAUCUGGCCAAGCAUGCCCGACUACGUGAACUGAACCUGCACUUCCACGGACGGCGUCGAGUCGAACGCACCGACGAGCUGUUCCUGAACCAUAUGAAACGUGUCAAGGCGGAUUCCGUUCAGUUCCGACUGUACGUUUCCGAAUAUACCGGUUGGUCUACGAGCGGCUAUGGUCACGAGCGUGCUCCAGAUCCUCGUGUCAAGAGUAUGCUCCUGAUGGGGUGUGAACGUCGCAAGAAGUUGUUCACGAACUGA
Molecule: messenger RNA, 1737 nt
Organism: Dissoconium aciculare CBS 342.82
Lineage: Eukaryota; Fungi; Ascomycota; Dothideomycetes; Mycosphaerellales; Dissoconiaceae
Exons: 3
Coding region: 1-1737 (578 amino acids)
Source: RefSeq, a predicted model, not a curated record